This is a messenger RNA of Debaryomyces hansenii CBS767, 903 nucleotides long. RefSeq lists its product as uncharacterized. The record is from RefSeq and is a predicted model, not a curated record. The coding region runs from base 1 to 903 and encodes 300 amino acids. NCBI's taxonomy places the organism in Eukaryota, Fungi, Ascomycota, Pichiomycetes, Serinales, Debaryomycetaceae. Gene Ontology annotation, biological process: regulation of translational initiation. Gene Ontology annotation, molecular function: protein binding. The transcript is spliced from 2 exons. Gene Ontology annotation, cellular component: cytoplasm.
AUGACAGUAGAAGAAUUACACGACGAAGUUAGUGCCAUUGAUGCGAUAUUCCCCGAUUCUACAUCAGAAGUUGCACCUCAGGUCUAUAAUUUGAAAAUUCCACAGCACGAUGAUUUGGAAAUUCAAAUGAGCUUCCUGGAGAACUACCCCGAUGAAAUACCCACUGUUAUCCAGAUCCUUAAUAACAAUACAAGAAAGUAUGCGGAUAAAAACUAUUUGGAAACUCAAGUUAAGGAGACGCUUUCGAGGAUAUUCCAUAAAGGGGAAGUCUGCAUUUUUGAAAUGUUCACAGAAUUAGAGGAUCUUCUUGAGAAAUACUUAAAUAAGAACGUAAAAAACGAUAUACAGAAAGAUAUGGAUGAACUAAAAAUCACUGGAGAUACUACAGAGGAGAAGGAGUUAGCAAAUAAUAAGACCCCAACGAUAAAAUGUCCUUCCGUGCAAGCAAAUUCUAAGACAGUUGUCAUAGAUCCUUUGGAAGGGUGGAUUCAAUCCGAUCCGAUAAUAGAUAGGGGAUCCACCUUCAUUGGAUAUGCGCGAAGAGUGGAUUCAGUUGAGGAAGCAGUAGGGUAUUUAGAUCUUUUGGUCACGGAUAAGAAGAUUGCCAAAUCGGCUCACAAUAUAAGUAGUUGGAGAAUCAAGAAAGAGAAUGGAACUCAAUACCAAGAUUGUGACGACGAUGGCGAAACAGCUGCAGGAGGAAGGGUACUACAUUUAUUAACAAUGAUGGAUGCAUGGAAUGUAAUAGUGGUCGUUAGUAGGUGGUUUGGAGGUACCCACAUAGGACCCGAUAGAUUCAAGCAUAUUAACACAGCUGCCAGGGAUGCAGUUGUUAAAGGAGGAUUUGUCAAUCCUAAUGUACAGAGUAAUAAUGCAAAUAAUGUGAGGAAGAAGAAAAAAUGA